Messenger RNA from Puma concolor (puma), 1759 nucleotides. RefSeq names its product REL proto-oncogene, NF-kB subunit (gene REL). The record is from RefSeq and is a predicted model, not a curated record. Gene Ontology annotation, biological process: inflammatory response; positive regulation of transcription by RNA polymerase II; canonical NF-kappaB signal transduction. Gene Ontology annotation, cellular component: cytoplasm; nucleus. Gene Ontology annotation, molecular function: DNA-binding transcription factor activity, RNA polymerase II-specific; RNA polymerase II cis-regulatory region sequence-specific DNA binding. Lineage: Eukaryota; Metazoa; Chordata; Mammalia; Carnivora; Felidae.
CGGAGCCAUGGCCUCCGGUGGGUAUAACCCAUGUAUAGAGAUAAUUGAACAGCCCAGGCAGAGGGGAAUGCGUUUUAGAUACAAAUGUGAAGGGCGGUCAGCAGGCAGCAUUCCAGGGGAGCACAGCACAGACAACAACCGAACAUACCCAUCUAUCCAGAUUAUGAACUAUUAUGGAAAGGGAAAAGUGAGAAUUACAUUAGUAACAAAGAACGACCCAUAUAAACCUCAUCCUCAUGAUUUAGUAGGAAAAGACUGCCGAGAUGGCUACUAUGAAGCAGAGUUCGGACAAGAACGCAGACCCUUGUUUUUUCAAAAUUUGGGUAUUCGAUGUGUAAAGAAAAAAGAAGUAAAAGAAGCUAUUAUAUCAAGAAUAAGGGCAGGAAUCAAUCCUUUCAAUGUUCCUGAACAACAGCUGCUUGAUAUUGAAGAUUGCGACCUCAAUGUGGUGAGAUUAUGUUUUCAAGUUUUCCUCCCUGAUGAACAUGGUAAUUUGACAACUGCUCUACCUCCUGUUGUCUCUAACCCAAUUUAUGACAACCGUGCUCCAAAUACUGCAGAAUUAAGGAUUUGUCGUGUAAAUAAGAACUGUGGAAGUGUCAGAGGAGGAGAUGAAAUAUUUCUACUAUGUGAUAAAGUUCAGAAAGAUGACAUAGAAGUUCGGUUUGUGUUGAACGAUUGGGAAGCAAAAGGUAUCUUUUCACAAGCUGAUGUACACCGUCAAGUAGCCAUUGUUUUUAAGACUCCACCAUAUUGCAGAGCUAUAACAGAACCAGUAACAGUAAAAAUGCAGCUGCGGAGACCUUCUGACCAGGAAGUCAGUGAAUCCAUGGAUUUUAGAUAUCUGCCAGACGAAAAAGAUACUUAUGGCAAUAAAGCAAAGAAACAAAAAACAACUCUACUUUUCCAGAAACUGUGGCAAGAUUGUGUUAAUUUUCCUGAAAGACCUAGACCUGGUCUAGGAUCAACUGGAGAAGGACGAUUCAUCAAAAAAGAAUCCAACUUUUCUCAUGGUGCAGUUUUGACAGAUAUGUCCAGGACCUCAGGCAUUUCAAGCCAAGCAGACUCCUACUAUUCCUCGUCUGUGUCCAUCUCGAGUGCGUUGUCACAUCAUACUUCAGCCAUACCUGCAAUGGUAUCUCAGCCUUCAAGCUGGUCUUCAGGGGCCCACCCCACCUCACGCUCAGUCAACACAAAUCCACUGAGUAGUUUUUCAACGGGGACACUUUCCUCUAAUUCACAAGGUGUCUCACCAUAUCUGGAAAUACCUCUUGUGAGUGAUUUGAAUGCCUCUAAUGCUUGCAUUUAUAACAAUGCUAAUGACAUAGGCAGAAUGGAAGCAUCAUCCAUGUCAUCAGCUGAUUUAUAUGGUAUUUCUGAUGCCAACAUGCUACCGAAUUGCCCUGUGAAUAUGAAUGACAGCAUGAGGGAGUCUGAUAAUCCAAGACUUGUGAGCAUGAAUCUUGAAAACCCCUCAUGUAAUUCAGUGUUAGACCCGAGAGACUUGAGACAGCUCCAUCAGAUGUCCUCUUCCAGUCUGUCAGCAGGCGCCAGUUCCAGUACUACGGCUUUUGUUGCACAGUCCGAGGCAUUUGAGGGAUCUGAUUUCAAUUGUACAGAUAACAGUAUGAUGAAUGAGUCAGGGCCAUCAAACGGUACUAAUCCAAACAGUCAUGGCUUUGUUCAUAGUCAGUAUUCGGGUAUUGGCACUAUGCAGAGUGAGCAAUUGAGCGACUCAUUUGCGUUUGAAUAUUUUUAA